This is a messenger RNA of Dicrocoelium dendriticum, 588 nucleotides long. NCBI's taxonomy places the organism in Eukaryota, Metazoa, Platyhelminthes, Trematoda, Plagiorchiida, Dicrocoeliidae. The record is from the annotation of a GenBank genome assembly.
GUGCGCCUGCUACUUGCGAACCUUGACGGUACCAAGCCUGCAGGGCCUGACGGGCUUCAUCCGCUAAUUAUCAAAUCACUAGCUGCCAUUAUCUCGCCUGUCGUUACGGAUCUAUUCAACAAAUCAUUGUCUGAGGGCUCAUUGCCAAACGACUGGAAGCGCUCGGUGGUGAGGCCGAUCCCGAAAGGUGGCGACCCCAGUAAGGUGGAUAACUACAGGCCAAUUUGUCUUACACCCGUUUUGGCCAAAGUGAUCGAGAAGAUAGUAAAAAUGCGUCUAAUACAUCUGUUACAAUCGAAAGAACUUCUGACACCGGCACAACACGGAUUCAGGAUGGGAUAUUCUUGUGUUACAAACUUACUUGUGACGAGACAGGAAUGGUUGCAAGCACUGAACCGGGGAAAGUCCGUCGACGUAAUCUACAUCGACUUCAGCAAAGCAUUCGACAAAGUCAAUCAUGAAUUGCUUCUAGACAGAUUAAGGUCGUGUGGUGUCGGAGGAUCGUUACAUCGAUGGAUCCAUGAAUUUCUCGUUGGAAGAAAGUGGAGGGUACAGGUGGACGGCCAUCUAACCGAUUGAUAUCCCUCG